UACUGGUGUUCCUGGUCCCAAAGGUAACCAGGGCAUUGCUGGAGCAGAUGGCCUCCCAGGUGACAAAGGAGAACUGGGUCCCUAUGGUCCCCCUGGCCAAAAAGGAGAGCCAGGAAAAAGAGGAGAACUUGGUCCAAAAGGUGUCCAAGGACCUAAUGGGACAGCUGGAGUACCAGGGAUCCCAGGACACCCAGGGCCCAUGGGGCACCAAGGGGAGCAAGGCGUGCCUGGCAUCACAGGGAAACCUGGGCCUCCUGGCAAAGAAGCCAGUGAGCAACAUAUAAGAGAAGUCUGUGGGGAAAUGAUAAAUGAUCAGAUUGCACAGUUAGCUGCUAACCUGAGGAAGCCUCUGUCCCCUGGCAUGACCGGUCGUCCCGGCCCAGCUGGUCCCCCGGGCCCCCCAGGAGCGACGGGAAGCGUUGGGCAUCCUGGUCCUCGUGGGCCCCCUGGGUACAGAGGGCCCACGGGAGAACUGGGUGAUCCUGGGCCCAGGGGUGACACUGGUGAAAAGGGAGAUAAGGGACCUGUUGGCCAAGGUAUUGAUGGGCCUGACGGCGAUCAAGGACCUCAAGGACCACCUGGUGUACCUGGAAUUGCUAAAAAUGGUCGUGAUGGUGCUCAGGGUGAACCUGGGCUCCCAGGGGAUCCCGGGGCUCCUGGUGCUACUGGGGCUCAGGGGACUCCAGGAAUAUGUGACACGUCGGCGUGCAUGGGAGCUGUGGGAGCAUCAACUUCCAAAAAAUCAUAAAACAGCAACAGAAGUGGUGAAGUGACUGAAUAUUUAAAUAAACAGUGCAUUGUAAGA
Molecule: messenger RNA, 805 nt
Organism: Merops nubicus (carmine bee-eater)
Lineage: Eukaryota; Metazoa; Chordata; Aves; Coraciiformes; Meropidae
Product: collagen alpha-3(IX) chain-like
Exons: 8
Coding region: 200-748 (182 amino acids)
Source: RefSeq, a predicted model, not a curated record